UAUUACUGGUAUUGUAAUCGAUGAAGAAGCGAUUUGCAAUGAUACUAUAGCGUUAAUAUCCUCUCGGAUGACAAACGAGGGAAUGACGUUGCAGAACAUAUUUGGCAUCCCAAUGCCAUACAACAAAUUAUCUCACCUUUUGUAGAACGCCGUGAAAAAUUGUCAAUAUCAUGACGUAGCGUUACCAUUGAAAUACGUAUCGUUCUAUUAAGAUAAUUAAGCGUUAUUCCAAAUCAUUUAUUUAUUUAAAUAUUCUCAAUACUUAGUAUAUUUUAUUAUAAGAAAUAUUUUAAUAGAGAAAAACUAUAAACAAUAAAUGCGAUUAUUGAAAUUAUUGGACAUUAUGAAAGAAUAUUAUUUUUUAAAUUAUUUUAAAAAAAAUGUAUAUUACAAGUAAAUUUUUGCAUGGUUUUUACUUUUAUUUGAUAAAAGUAUUAUUUGCGAUGUCAUUUUAAUAUUCUUGUGAAUCGUAUCAAUUCACGCUAUAGAAUAAUAGAAGAAAUCAUAUGGAGUGACAAUAUAUUAUUUUUAUUUAAUAUACUAUAUUCGUAAUGCCAUUAUAUUAUAUUAAUUUUUUAUAUAUUUAAAAAUUUUCAUCAUCUUUAAUUUGGGCAUAAAAAUUUCACGCGAUAAAAUAUUUACAUUUACUAAUAUUUACUUUUCAAAAAAAGGCAUUUUAUAUAUUUUCAUCCCAUAUGUGUUUUAAAAAUAUUUAAUCCCGUAUUUAUAUUUGGAUCAUUAUUCAUUAUAUAUUUCAAUUUUAAUAUUUACUAUAUAAUAAACAAUUAAUUAUGAUUACCUAUUAUUUGUAAAUAAUUAUUAACGGAUAUUAACGUAAAGAGUAAAUAGAAUAUAUCUGAAAAAAGAAAACUAAAAAAAAAAAAAAGAAUAAAGAUUAUCAAUUUUGUAUUUUUUUUAAAUUUUUCAAAACAAUUUUGUAUUAUUGCAUAGUUGUUAAUAUAUUAAAUAUAUCUGUAGUAGAUUCAUGAUAAAAGAUGUUUGCAAAUAAAUACUUAUAUAUAAUGUAUUAAGAUGAUGAGAUACAUUAUAAGAAGAUGCAUUUAUCAAACUCCGCCCUCCAGAAAAAAAUACCGCCUCUCGACAUGCGCCUUCGUAGUUACAACCCUCUUUCUCACUUGUGAUCGGUAGCAUCUGUUUGGGGUAGUAAGCAUCUAAUUCAAAUUUAUCCUCCUUCAUGUUUGGAUUCUUUGGUGAAGUGCGGGAAAUUUUAUCUUUAGUAUUAAAUUUUAUGGAAUUUUUAACUAAUUAAAAGAAAUUUAAAAUAUAAAAUUGUCUUUAAAAGAAAAUUUGCAAAAAGUUUGUAAUGUCUGGUAAGAAUCAAACAUAAUUGAAUAAAUAAUAUUUUCCAAUUUGUUAGAAUGUUAAAUUUUUUCAUUCAAUUACUUACAUACUUUUAUACAUAUAUACAUAUAAAAAUAAAUUGUAACAUUGUAUUAAUAAAAUAUUGUAAUAUAUAUAUUUCGAUUUUGCAAUGAAUUGCUUAAAUAUUUUGAAUGAAUCGUUUAAAUUGUUAGAAUAUCAAUUAACAUGAGCUUCGCUGUUUGAAAUAAAGAUAUAUUUUAAAAUAAAUUAUGAUUUAUAUUUCGUAAUUUUAUUAUUAAAUAAAACAAUGUGCAACAUAGUGCAAGAAAUGCCUUUAGAUUUGAGCUGUCGAAGUUCCGAAAGGAAAAUAAAUUUAUUAAAUUCAUCAAAGUUUCAAAAAUCUUGUUUAUCUUGUCAAACGUGUGGCAAAAACUUUGACAGACCGUCUUUGCUUAAAAGGCAUCUACGAACGCAUACAGGUGAAAAACCACAUGGUUGCACUGUGUGUGGAAAAAUGUUCAGUACAAGUAGUUCGUUGAAUACACACGUUAGAAUACAUACUGGAGAACGGCCACACAAAUGUCUCAUUUGCGGGAAAUGUUUCACGGCUUCAUCGAAUUUAUAUUAUCAUCGAAUGACUCAUUAUAAGGAAAAACCUCAUAAAUGCAACGAAUGCGAUCGUUCUUUUCCAACCCCUGGUGAUUUAAGGGCCCAUGGAUAUUCUCAUAGUGGUAAUUGGCCUAUUCGAUGUUCGGUUUGUAAUCGGGGAUUUUGCAAACCUGGAGCUCUACAUCAUCAUAUGCAAGUGCACGCAGGAAAUCGAUCGUAUCAUUGUAAUAUAUGCAAAAAACAAUUUUCUAUGAUGAAUAAUUUACGAUCACACGAUUUUAAUGUACUAAAUCGAAAUAUCGUUAAUUGUUUAAACGUAGAAAAUAACAAAGCAACGAUAACUGCACUUACUUUCGAAGAAGUGACUAAAAAUCAAUUUCCCGCAAUUUAUUCUUGGACUUCAUGGGUACCAUUCCACUAUUGAAAAUAUAAUAAAAUAAUUGAUUUGUUUUUUAAAGUGAUAAAUAUUGAAAAUGAAUCAUUUGAAGCGAAAGAUAAAAUAAGAUAUAUGCGAGUAAAUUUUAUUUAUUAUAUAAAUUGUACUAACAAAUAUAAUAAAAUUAUAAUGUCGCGUUUAAAACUGUAUCAUUAUCGUUAAUUAAUUAUUAUAUCGUUAAUUUUAAUUCUCCUUAAAUAACAAUAAUAAGGAUAAAAUAAGGUAUGCGCAUGAUAAUAAUAUUCAUUAAGAAGUAUCAUACUUUAGAGAUGAUAUAAAAUGUAAUGGUAUUUUUCAUUUAUUUAUUUAUUUAUUUGUUUAUUUAUGUUCGCACAGUUUCUCAUUAAACAAUAAUAUAGAUAGUUUGAAUAAUAUUUUAAAGAAAAAGAAAGGAGAUUAAAAAUCGAUCAAACCAAAACACGUAUAUCAUUCGAAUUAUCUCCGUUAUUUGAAUAUUGACCGAAGUCGAGUAUCGGUUCCUUUUGCAAUUUAAUUUUCUCGCUGCUUGGUACGUAUUCCAAUUCGACUAACACUAUCUCAUUUUCGCCUAUUCUUAAAAAAGAUGCAGGAAUAUAAAGAGUUAUUUGAGGACCAA
Molecule: messenger RNA, 2963 nt
Organism: Apis cerana (Asiatic honeybee)
Lineage: Eukaryota; Metazoa; Arthropoda; Insecta; Hymenoptera; Apidae
Product: zinc finger protein 239
Biological process (GO): regulation of transcription by RNA polymerase II
Cellular component (GO): nucleus
Molecular function (GO): DNA-binding transcription factor activity, RNA polymerase II-specific
Source: RefSeq, a predicted model, not a curated record